AUGAGGAAGGGGCGUUCCGUGGCGUGGGAUCAGAGCGGGUACCAAAGACGUUACGGUGGUAAUGAUGGUAUUGGAAAUUGGGCUGAUUGGACUUUGGGCCUGCGACAUUUGGGGGAGACAAAAAAACCAUUAGGAUUCACUGCGACCACACAGUAA
Sphenostylis stenocarpa is the source of this 156-nucleotide messenger RNA. Lineage: Eukaryota; Viridiplantae; Streptophyta; Magnoliopsida; Fabales; Fabaceae. The record is from the annotation of a GenBank genome assembly.